CAGCUCAUAGUCCACAACACAGCCUGCUGCUCCGCUUCGAACAGGCUGUGGUCUUGAAGUUGGCUGCGAUGUCGGACGGUCUCAGGUACUGUAGGCUGUAUGUCUCGGUGUGUUUUGAGAUGUGUAGGCAGAUCACAGAGGGGAUGUGUGGAAGUGUUUGGGUUAGGUGACCGCCUUUCCCUGCUCAGCUCAAACUUGGCUCGGUAGUUAGUUAGCCAGCAGGGCUAGCUAAGCUAACGUGAGUUGUCAGAAUGAGUUCGUUCCCUGGUCGCAUGAAAGAGUACUCAACCAUCUCCAUUGACCGCUUUGACAAGGAAAAUUUACAUGCCCGAGCUUACUUUCUGUCUCACUGCCAUAAAGAUCAUAUGAAAGGAUUAAAGGGGCCUUUGCUGAAAAGGAAACUAAAGUUUUGUUUAACUGUCAAGUUGUACUGCUCGUUUGUCACAAAGGAGCUUCUGCUGAGUAACCGAAAAUACGCCUUCUGGGAGGAGCACAUAGUCGCCCUUGAACUGGACAGUCCGACUCACAUCUCACUGAUUGAUGAAGUCACAGGGGAGUCAGAGGAUGUUGUUGUUACCUUACUCCCAGCUGGACAUUGCCCUGGGUCUGUCAUGUUUCUCUUUGAGGGAGCUCAGGGCACAGUGCUGUACACUGGAGAUUUCCGACUGGCUGUUGGAGACGCAGCAAGGAUGGAGCACCUGCACUCUGGAGACAGGGUAAAAGACAUUAAGAGCGUGUAUUUGGACUCUACAUUCUAUGACCCCAGGUUCUAUCAGAUCCCUAGCAGGGAGGCUUGCUUAAUUGGUAUAAGGGAGCUGAUUCAAGACUGGAUCAGUCAGAGCCCCUACCAUGUAGUUUGGUUGAACUGCAAAGCAGCAUAUGGAUAUGAAUACCUCUUCACUAACCUGGGAGAGGAGUUCACCUUACAGGUCCACGUGAACAGCCUGGACAUGUACAGGAAAAUGCCAGACAUUCUGUCUUAUGUGACCACCAACCGAGCAACACAGAUCCAUGCCUGCAGGCACCCCAAGGAUGAGGAGCUUUUCAGAGCAAACAGGCUGCCAUGUGGCUGUAUAGCUCCAGAUGGCACACCAUUGCGCAUCAUCAGCAUCAAGCCCUCCACUAUGUGGUUUGGGGAACGAACCAGGAAGACCAAGGUCAUUGUCAGGAUGGGUGGAAGUUCCUACAGGGCAUGUUUCUCUUUUCAUUCGUCUUACUCAGAGAUCAAAGAUUUCCUCUCCUACAUCUGUCCUGUGAAUAUUUAUCCUAAUGUGGUUCCUCUGGCCAGAACAGUGGAGGAGGUCACUGAGCUAUUGGAGCCAAUGUGCAGAAAAAAUUCUGGAAGGAAUGAGGUCGUCUAUAAGCCUCUUGGGAUGCUGAAACGAGCCAGAACAGAAUAUCCAUCACAAGGCUCAGACAGUGAUGAGGAGUUGUUUGGGGAGGUUGCUGUGGCCCCUAAGAGAAAGAAGCUUGCCGUGAAUGAGGUCAUACUACAUCAUUGUCCAGAAAAAUUGGUUCCCGAGGACAACCAAGCACAAGCUCUUCCAGAGCUAGUCCCCAUAGUCCAGACAUCUAACUACAUGGAUUGCACAGAGUCCAAUGAUGAUGAUGAUGAUGAAGAGGAGGAGCUAUUAAAUUCCAAACCCAUUGUCCUCCCUGCACGUCACUCAUCUGGUGACGCCCCACCUACUCAAUCUUGCUUGCAGUCAGACAAGCCCUGUUCAGAAAUGGCCACGCCCCAUUCUCAUUCAAACCCUUCCUCUCCAAAGAAGGCUCCACCCACCUGGGCUACAUUCUUCAAAGCAGAGCCGGUUCUGACCGACGAAAGCAGUGAGCUGGACAACAGUCAGAACAGCCAGGCUCUGUCUACUUAUCACACAACCUCGCAAUCGCCCGAACUGUUUGACGAGGAUGAUGAGUCAGAGUCAGUUCACAUGACUUCUUCUCAGUCUACACAUAUAUCAGACGGAGGUACAGAAACCCCCAGCCAACUCGACACAGUGCCCGUUCAAGCAGAGCUCAACAGUGCCACACAAUCUAGCAAACAAAAUAACAUACAGACAAACCAGAAACCAGAGAAUGAUGCUCACAGGCCGGUCGAGACAGAGCCAGCUGUCCGCAAGACCCAGUCUCAAGGCACGGACUGCACAGAAGUGAUGUCGGACUCGCAGGUGUCGUCUGACUUUGACCUGCCUCAGACUCCAGGCUCCAAAGCCCCUCAUCCUGACGAGCUGAAGGAGCUGUACAAGAAGUUGGCAGCUGGAGAGGAAGUUAUCACACGCAGAGGUCAACAGGGCUCUGUCUGAGAGAGCUUAGGCCCAAAACUCUGAACUUCAUAAAAGCAAUUAGCAUAAUCAUUCCAAGAAAUAGGCAACCAUGUAUAGAAAUGUGUGUUCAGAAACAGAUGUCAAUGAGGAUUUAUCAGCUUGCCAUUCCAAAACAAAAUUGUAGUCAUGUUUAAAGGGUCCAUUUCCUGCAAAUGUGGUUUUAGGUACCAAAAACAAGCAUAAUUCAUUUUUACAUGACCAUAUUCCCACCUCUCUUUAAUCACUUAGAAUUAAAGAGGUUGUUUUUCACUGUUCCUCUAAGACUGACUGUUGUCAGAACAAAAACCUUGUAUCUCCAUUUUUGUCGUUUUUCAGUUUUUGACACAAUUUAAAAUGCCUGUUGUCCUUUACAUUGUGUGUUAAUUUCAUGAUGAAUGGCCCAAAACGACUAGGAAAAAAGUCUGGUUCCAUUGACUUACAUUAAAAGUAGUUUUUUUUUCCCUUCUCCUGUAAAGUUAUCAUUUUGGAGAUACAAGGAUUUGUUACGACAACAGCGAUUAUGUAAAUAAGUUCUGCUUUUUUUUAAAAAAAAAAAAACCUGAAGUGAAACACUCCUUAUAACUUCAAUGUGAAUAGGUGGGGCUAAACUGCUGUAGGUUGAAUAGGUGGAGAAAUGUCAAUGCAUUGGUUUUUGUGACAUCACAGAAACAGUUUUAAAUGUCAACUGAGGAACUUUUUUUUAUGAUAUGGGCUCCUUAAAGUUGCCACUCCAAGACAGUUGUUUAGUCCUAGUAAAAUAGACUAAAGUGAUGAGAUGCAUUCUUAUGCAUUCAAAAGCAUAUUCAAUGUUCAUAUAUUUGCCUGUGUAAUUAAUGCAGUAUAUUUGGAUUAACUGACAGUAUUAGUUUUGCCAGUUCCAAACAUAAUAGUGCCUUAAAAGACGUUCCUUGCACUUCAGAAAUGUUAUUGGAACCAAUGAGUCACUGUUAAAGUGUUCUAAUUACUGUCCAGUUCUUUUCGCACUUUCAUUCCGAUCUGUUUAACCUUCCAGUCAUUUAUGCUCUUAUUUUUAGAUGCUGCUGAUGUUAAGUUGUUGGCAAAAACUCAAAACAGUGCAGAGUUACAGCAACAAAUUAGUUUAAAGGGGAAUACCACAGAGUUUUAAAAAUUUCUACACAAUUUAGUGGUUGAAAUGUAAACAGUCAUUCACAGUGGUUUAAUGUAAAAUGGUGCAUUGUAGAGAAACUGGUUUUCUUUACAGUGGUGGUGAUGGGAACCAUGGAUUAAUGUCUACAGCGUAAAUAUAGCCAUUUUAUUCACUAUCCAAACCCACCAGUAAACUUGCGCAGCAUUUGAUUAUUUAAAUGUGAUGUUGCUGAUGGUAAGAAAGUGGUAAAAAAGAAGUCUAUGGGUACUAUUUUGCCUUAUAAUGCUGCAUGUACCUCUCAACCAAGCCUAUUUUUUUAAAAAAGGCCAAAACAUUCUGUCAAAAUGAUCAUAAAACAGUGUUUCAGGCAUCAGGCAACAUCUUUGUAACCAUUUCAUGUAACAGAUACCUGUGAGGUAGCUUUUACAGAUGUUCGAUUAUGUUUAUAUGCUUUAGACAUCUGGUUCCUAUCACCACCACUGUAAACAAUUCUGUUUCUUUAGUAUGACACAUUUCACAUCAAACCACUCUCAAUGACUCUUUUUACUUUGUAAUGAUUUAAUUAUGUGAAAACGUUAAUACUCCGUUUUAACUAUUCAGUGUCGUUCAGGGGUGAGACUUCACGUUUGGGACUUCAACCAAUGCAUCUAAUUAUUUUUCCCCCCUGCUCUGCUGUUUCUAAUUCAGCAUGAGGCAAUUGCCUUUCUUGAGCUGAUCAAGAAAAUCACAGCCCACUGUGUCCUCAAGAUUACUGGAUUAAAAAACAUGCUAAAGUUUCUGUGAUGAAUUCUGUAAACCUUAACCUUUAGAUAAUGUUCAUGUGUGGCACUGUUUCAGUUUACCCUACAACCACCUUACCUCACAUGUUUAUUUUAUAUAAAGUACAUCCUAAUUGUUUCGUUAAUUUAAAAAAAAAUCCUACUUUGCUGCAAACAAAUAUUCGCUGAUCUUUUUAUACAGCUUUAUGUUCAAAUAAACUCAGGUUAUAUUAUAUACUGUAGUGAUGUUUGUAUCAGAUAUUACAGUGUUACCUUGUGAGAAGCACCUUCAUACCUUCCUAACCUAUAAUGCGGCUGGAUCUGCUUGAGAAUGAUGGUAUCAGUAAACCACACGUGCAUUACCUUCCCUUUGAUGAAGGAACAUCUGUUACUUUAGAGUAGCUAUCUCAGCACAGAACUAGUGCACUAGCGUAUGUAUGUAUGCAAUGCAUGCAGCGGGAAAAUGGCAUGCCUCAACUGCCUUUGUGAUCACAUAGACAGUCUACUUAAUAGACUUAAUACAUCUUUAACUGGCCCUUAAUUUAAUUUGUCUUGUUAAAGCACCAGUAUUCCAGAUUCCACUCACUAAUC
This is a messenger RNA of Colossoma macropomum (tambaqui), 4763 nucleotides long. RefSeq names its product DNA cross-link repair 1C, PSO2 homolog (S. cerevisiae) (gene dclre1c). NCBI's taxonomy places the organism in Eukaryota, Metazoa, Chordata, Actinopteri, Characiformes, Serrasalmidae. The transcript is spliced from 14 exons. Gene Ontology annotation, biological process: protection from non-homologous end joining at telomere; double-strand break repair via nonhomologous end joining; interstrand cross-link repair. Gene Ontology annotation, molecular function: 5'-3' DNA exonuclease activity; damaged DNA binding. The record is from RefSeq and is a predicted model, not a curated record. Bases 252 to 2306 code for a protein of 684 amino acids.